Molecule: messenger RNA, 6705 nt
Organism: Helicoverpa zea (corn earworm)
Lineage: Eukaryota; Metazoa; Arthropoda; Insecta; Lepidoptera; Noctuidae
Exons: 32
Molecular function (GO): protein-containing complex binding
Source: RefSeq, a predicted model, not a curated record
AUGCCAAACACAGGCGACACAGGCGAACCUGGCCUGGACAUUUACAGGUUUAGACGUAAAAGAGCCGAUUACCAAAGCCAACAACAUCCAUCCAGGCUAGCUUCUGGAAUAGCUCCAAAUGUUCGACUAGAAAUUGAUGAAGAGAGGCGUCAGAAGACCUAUGCAAUAUUACAAGAAACACGAUCAGAAUUUUCAAACAGCAGGCUGCGGACACUUCUACUAAUUUAUUCAAACACUGCCUGGAAAAUAUUCAUACUUACGACAUUGUUCAUAGCAUACAUUCUAGACACUUGCAUUUAUACGUUCUACAGAUCAGGCGUAAGACCGUUUUGGGGUAUUAUCGUUCUAUUGUGUUUCAACUUCAUAUUUACAUUCGAUGUCUGUAUCAUUGUCGGCCUGAAGUUCUUUAAAAAGUGGCGAAAAACUCUUAACCUUGUCGAGCCAGACACAUUUAAAGUAAUUAUCGAUAUUAUAAUAGCAGUACCAUACGCAAUUCUGUAUUUAGUGGACGAUUCGAUAAUACAGAUUAAGAUCCACGGAAUAGUACCCUUAAUGGCAAUGAUACGGGUCUACAGAAUUAUAGAAUAUUUUUACCAGCGAUCUUCCCAAGCAGGCAGUAAUCAAUGGACUACGUUUUUGUCACAAUAUUUAAUACUUUUCUUUCUAUCUGUCCAUACGUGGGCAUGUGUAUGGUAUUUGUUUGCGAACAGAAGCUUUGACGUACAUAAGAUUCGUACAUCGUGGUCGUUAGCAGCUGUUUACUUGCCCACUGAGGAAACACUCGAUUGGUAUUAUGUGUGUACAUAUUGGUCAGUCAUGUUUCUCACUACGAACGCCCUCGGAGACUUGUACCCAGUGACCACUUCUGAAAGAUUUGUCGCCAUACUAGCAACGUUAGUCGGUUUUCUGCUGACAACUAUUGUCUUUGUCGGAUCAUUGACUUCACAAUUUAUUACUAUAACGACGAGACGCUCAAAAUACGUGAGGCAACUAAAGAAAAUUAAAAAUCAUCUCAGGUUGAUAAAAAUGGAUUCAGACACUACAAAGCGAAUUAUUAGGUAUUACGAGGAUCUCUGGUAUCAAAAGUCAGGAGUUUUUAAACCUAAACUUCUGAAACUCCUUCCCUAUCCAUUGCAAAUGGAAAUCUGUUAUGAUCUAAAUGCUGUCCCACUGUAUAGCUCGCUGAUAUUUAGGAAAUUACCGGAAGCAUUCCUUAGGAGGCUAUCUUUAGACAUGAGUCACCAGUUUUAUCUACCGGGAGACGUUGUAUAUAGCCAUAACCAGAACAAGACUAUUAUGGUAUGUGUCACAAAUGGAGUUUUAGAAUUGUUAUCAGAUGAAGACGAUGAAAGUCCUAUGAUUUCUUUUGCAAAGGGGACUUGUUUCGGUGAAAUUUCAUUAGUCUACAAUAUUCCCGCACGUUGCACAGUCAAAGCAGCUACAUACGUAGAAUGUCAAGUCCUAGAAAAGACCAAAUUCAUACGACUAAUGAUUACCUACCCAGACCUCGUAGAUUCGAUACGCACUGAAAUAGAAGAACGAAUUAACAGAAGUCAACGAAGAAAAUUAAAUCAGGGACAGAAAACAGAGUUCUCAUUGAAUAUCUACGCUUCCAAGGAUCGAAAGAAAAGUAGCAUCAAAUGUUUGAAGGAUAAAUUGAGAUUCAUUCAAGGUGUAACGGAUGUGGAUACUUUGACAGAAGAAGAUCAACUCGAUGAAAGCUGCCUAGACCUAUACAUUUUGUCCGAGCACAUUAAAAAGAAAGCUUCAAUGUUCACAUGCAUCAAAUCCUCGUUUCCUUGGAUUUUAGAAGCUAAUUGCCCGCUAGUCAAAUAUUGGGAACUAUACAUGCUCGCUAUAGUAUUCUACAUUUGCCUAAUUUAUCCUUAUUUUAUAGGAUUUAAAAGAAGUUUUCCUGAAGGCAUUUAUUUCUAUGCGCAAAUAAUUAUAACUAUCUCGUUGAUAGUUAAUAUUUGUAUAACAACAGUGACUGCAGUUAAGACUAAAAAGAAGUACAUAAACGAUUUCAAAAACAUUGUCAGUUACAGAAUGAAUACUCUUGGCUUUUAUCUUGAUGUCGUAGCCAUAAUACCCUUCGAAUACAUAGUUACUAUACAUCAGUCUGUGAAAUAUCACGAUAACUAUAGAGACCACCUAUUUUUUUUAUGCAAAGGUAUAAAGCUUUGUUUAGUGUGGAGACUGUUAAGUUUCUUUGAAAAAUUGGAGAGGAAACUUUUAUUGAAUUCACUCCUUGUCAAGGUUGUUAAGUAUUGCGUAUGCAUAUGUUUACUUUGCUACUGGUCCGGCGUCAUACUAUACAUGGAGUCUUGUUUCGUUAACCGAUGUUCAGAAAACUCAUGGUUUAGCCGAGCUUUAACAUGGGACGACCAAAAAAGCGGAACUAGGGCCUCAAAAACUAAGUUUCCAGUUAUAACUUCGGUAUACUUUGCGACAACUAUUCUGCUGUCUGUGGGAUAUGGCGACUACACACCCGGAGACAUCUACGACAUGGCUAUUGUGGCGUUCCUAAGCUUAUAUGGAGUUUUACUCACUGGAUUUUGUGUGUCCGAAUUUUCCGCUGUUGUUACACAUUGGACAAGAACUAAGACAGCGUUCCUGGAGGUGAUCAUUACUAUUGAUAAAUUUAUGAAAGAAAACAAUAUGCAUCCAGCAAUUAAAUCAAGAAUAAUGGCGUUUUACGAACUACAGUGGCAAUACAAUUCGGGUGUAGAAUUGACAGACGAUAAUUGGCUUGAGAAGACUGUGGUCCCGUCGGAGCUGAGGAAGAAAGUUUUACAUCAAGCUAGAUUUAAGGCACUCACGUCCAUCAAAUUCUUUCAAGUUAAAAACAAGGCUUACAUUCAUACAUUAACAGAAGCAGCGAGAGAUAUCAUUUUACCGCCAGGAGAAGUUGUAUUCUAUGGCGGUACAAUAACUAGGGAGUUGUACAUAAUUGAGAGCGGUUACUGUUUAGUAACGUCCAAUGAGAUGAGAGAGACUAAAUCUGAACGCGUUAUAGGCCCAGGUAACCAUGUGGGGUUGCUGGUGCUUUUGUAUGGCAUCCCCACUCUCAGCAGCGUUGUAACAUUGACUCAUUGUAAGCUCGUUAGUGUAAGCCACUAUGCAUACACGUCGGCAUUAAGUUUAUUCCCAGACAUGAAAGAACACGAAGGUCUCCUGAAGCCAGAAGAACUAAAAAUCAUAGAGGAGAAGGCUAAAACGCAGACCGUAGAUUCAUAUUUACAGCAUUACAAUCGAUUAGCAGAAAAAAAGCAAAGAGUAAAGAUAACAAGUCUUCUACAAGAGUUUUUCAACAAUUCCUUCAUAGACCUUUCACUGGAAUACAGUAAAACAAAAGAGAAUUACCGGAAGUCUUUCAAACAAUUUCAUGUACUGAACAAUGUUGCUUCGUAUUUACUGAUGCCAAUUGCAAUAAGACCAGAUGGUAUAUUUUUGAAAACGUGGGCGAUCCUUCGCGUAGCUACUGCAUUUUUCUUGUGUCUAAUCAUACCCGUAGUUGUUUGUAUGGCGCCACAAUUCGGAUCAUUCAAUGUGACACUUGUGACUUUGGAAGCCAUCUGCUAUAUAGACAUGUAUUUAAUGCUACAUGUUGCGUAUUAUGGUUCCAAAAACCAAUUGAUAUACCAUCCUUACAUGACAGCAAAGCAUUAUCUUCAGGGGCAGUUCGUAGUAGACUUUAUUACAUGUUUCCCAUGGUACGCUGUAUGGAAGCUCUUUGUACCCAAACACAAAGAAGACCAUUCUGAUGAAGAUCACGAAGUAAACCACCAUAUGUUCCAUUGCGCCUUAAGAAUGAUUAACGUCUUACAAGUAGUUAAACUUUAUACUGCGUCUUGGGCCGAGUCAAUAGGUGCUCUGAAAAGGGCAUACUUCAUGAGCGUGGUUCAUUUUCUUCUUCUUACAUUAUUCUUCUGGAACCUAUAUACUUCUCUGUUAAUCGCAUUAUCCUGUAGAUACGUAAUAGCUGAAGAUGCAGAAGAUUUUGAAUUGAAGAUUUCAAAACUACCGAAAAAAAUUCCUUACAUGAAGACGAUUUUUCACCCUGAUGGCAAUAUGGUUUGUCUCGAAGGUUCUUGGGUAGACGGGAUUGUAAUUAUUGAUGGAAACCAUAUGGCACCGGCUAAAAUAUAUCUUCUGGCUUACUAUUGGACCGCAACCAGUUUCGGAGGCGCAGGCUUCGGCGAUAUCACACCUCAGAAUAUCGUUCACAUGAUCCUUUGCAUUUGCGUCAAUAUACAUGGCGUCUUAUUUUUCGGAUAUGUGUACGCGAGAAUUGCAUCACUCAAGGCCAUGGCGGAUCAGGUCGUGACCAAGUUCCAAGAAAAUCUGAAGCAUUUAGAAAUGUUUUUGACAAGAGAGAAAGUGCCAUUUGCACUUAAAAAGACGGUAAUAGAAUAUUGGAAGUAUCAGUGGAAGAGAACAGGUGGAUGGUCGCACCAAUCGAUACUCGGAAAGCUACACGCAAAUCUGAAUGAAGAUGCAGUCUUAUACAUGUAUGAAAAAACAUUGAGAGAAAUCCCCUUAUUUGAGGAUGUCGAGUAUUCCUUCUUCAGAGCUUUUGCCAAGAAACUUAAAGAACUCUACUUCCAAAAAGGAUAUAUGGUUAUGAGAUCGAAUGAAGUCAUAGAUACUAUGUACAUUAUUUAUCGGGGAAAGGUCGAUAUAAUAUCCAAUAUAAAUGAAGUGGAAGCUUGUAUGGGCCCAGGAGGAAUAUUCGGGAACAUAAGAGGAGCUUCCAAGUACUUGACUAUGUCAAAUGUCGUUGCUAGUAGGAACAUUGAUCUACUUUGCAUUCAAGGGAGGGAUUUCUAUACAUUAUUGAAGAGCUACCCAUCUGUUUUGAGAAAAGUAAAGCAAUCGGUUGAAUCAGCACCAAAAGACUACGUGCUACCAACAGUGGUAUCAGAAAGGACGAGUGAAGAAGUGAGGAAACUCUCAUCAUAAUAUCCUUAUUCCUUAUCGUACAAGUCUGGCGAAGAAGAGGAAGAAGACGUUGACAUAGAUACAAAUGUUUUUUUGGAGAGCCCAGACAAAAGCCUAGCAGAAUCGCACGGUUCUAAAUCUAUAACAUCAGCAGGAAAUGUCAAUUAUACUCCAGCAGCGUUUUUGUUAUUGAAGCCCCAUAGAUGGUUCCGUAGUAGCAUCAUUCCGGACAGCAAAUUAGUCACUUUUAUGGAAUACCUCAUACUCUUCCUGGCUUACGCAGAUUUCAUGUUGCUUGUGUACCAAAUGGCAUUUCUCUCAAUACCAUUUUUCUUCUAUGUGUGCGUCAUUUUCGACAUACUGUUUCUAUUCAAAGUUUUUUUGGACGUGCACAGUGGUUACAUGAAUAGAUACGGAGAUUAUGUUUUAAAUCCACGCAAAGUCAGGAAAAUGUAUUUCUCUAAAGUUUAUCUUCGAAGGAGGGACUUUUUAGCUAAUUUUCUUAUAUGCUACUUCGUGUUUGCUCUGCCUCUGUCGUGGUCAAUGAAAAUGAUAAUGUUCUGUUAUGCACGUUCGCCCCAACUCACAAGAAUUUCAUAUUUAUUUACGUAUCGAACACACAGAAAAACGAGUAUUGGUUCUGCGAAUUUAUUGUUUAAACUGACAACAAUUGCUAUAUGGGCAUCAAUAUUAUCGCACGUAAAUGCUUGUCUUUUCUUCAAAUUAUCGUGCCUAACACCAGUACAUUGCACAUCGGCUAAUUGGAUGUCCAAAGAAGCUCUUAAUCUACGUGCCAAAUAUUCUGAGGGCAAUUUCUUCGCAUUAUACGUGGCAGCGUUAUGGUAUAUGAUCAACCUUCUUACAAUAACGGGCACUGGAGAUGUCUCCUCACAAAAUAGUUUCGAAGUUAUCGAAACUAUUAUUGUCAUUAUCGUUAUCAAGUUUUGCACAGGUCUCCUGAUAUCAGAAAUGUCAGCAAUGAUCACAGCACAUUCAUCGUCUCGCAUAGCAUAUGACUACAAUAUAAACGAAUUGAGAGAUGGACUCCGGGACAUGGACUUGAGUCUACACCAAAUGGGAAAAAUGUGGGACUACGUACGCGAGCUAUGGAAUAGGCAACAAGGAAAACAAAUGCCUUCCUUGAUCUACAAACUACCAUUCCGCCUACGUUGCCAAGUGAUGCAAGCCGUCUACGGGUCCCACAUUCGAGAAUCCGUCAUAUUCAGCAAAACUGACGACGAUUUCCGAAGAAUGCUGGCCAUGUGGAUGAAACAUUGUGUUUUCUUCCCCGGCAACUACAUCGUUCAAAGCGGUGACUCAGACCAAUGCAUCUACUUUAUACAUAGAGGACAGGUUGAAGUGCUUACAGUACAUCCGAACUUGACGGAAUCAAUUUAUGAUGUUUUAGGACCAGAAGACAGCUUUGGGAUUGCUCAGGGUUUGUUCGUUGGUUUAGUUCAUCACUUUUCAUUCCGAGCUCGCACCGUGGUCGACAUAGUGUAUUUAAAGUUGGACCAAUGGAAGUAUCUACUCGAUUAUUAUCCGAAAUCUGCUAAAAUUGUUCAGAAGAAGGUCGCGAAUGUUUAUUUAGCUAUAUAAUCAUUUCUUGGUAUGUUUUAGUCAUUAAAGUUGUUUAAGUUAGUUAGAAUAAUAAAUUAAGUUUAUAUUUUGAAUCUGGCGUUUAUUUGUAACCAGCAGAUAACAAUUGUUUUGGUAUAAAACCUAAGGCAUUGUAUACCUUCAUUAUAAAACUAUGUUUAA